AUGGGCACUGAGAACCUCACUGUUGCUCUAAUAGCCCCUACUACUGACAACCUACUAUCUGUGUCACAAGAAACUGUUGUUGGGCUCUUUAUGGAGAAUGUGUAUAAACUGCAUGGGCUACACAAGAACAUUGUCUCUGAAAGAGACAAAAUAGAUGGGCAAACAGAGAGGGUGAACAAGUGUGUGGAGGGAUAUCUGAGGUGUAUGGUUUUUCAAAGGCUUAAGUCUUGGAAAGGAUGGCUGCACUUGGCAGAAUGGUGGUACAAUACCAACUACCAUUCAGGCCUCCAGUGCACCCCAUUUCAGGCCCUCUAUUGUUAUGCUCCUCCUCUCAUGGGCUACAACUUGAACACAAUACAAGGAGGGCUCCCAUGGCUCACUAAGAGGAACAUUGUGCUGGCAACUUUAAGGGAAAACCUCCUACAGGCCCAAAACAGGAUGAAAUUACAAGUUACUCUAGCCAUUAGAAGUAAUCUCAAGCUGUCCUCCAAGUAUUAUGGACCAUAUCAAGUCAUUGAGAAGAGUGGAGUGACUGAAGAGAGGAAAAAGAAGAAGAAUCUAGAUCUGAGAAUUCGAAGUUAA
Molecule: messenger RNA, 582 nt
Organism: Ipomoea triloba (trilobed morning glory)
Lineage: Eukaryota; Viridiplantae; Streptophyta; Magnoliopsida; Solanales; Convolvulaceae
Exons: 5
Coding region: 1-582 (193 amino acids)
Molecular function (GO): nucleic acid binding
Source: RefSeq, a predicted model, not a curated record